Spea bombifrons (plains spadefoot toad) is the source of this 1946-nucleotide messenger RNA. RefSeq names its product elongin-A-like. The record is from RefSeq and is a predicted model, not a curated record. Gene Ontology annotation, molecular function: protein binding. Gene Ontology annotation, cellular component: nucleus; elongin complex. The transcript is spliced from 11 exons. Lineage: Eukaryota; Metazoa; Chordata; Amphibia; Anura; Pelobatidae. Gene Ontology annotation, biological process: transcription elongation by RNA polymerase II. Bases 10 to 1797 code for a protein of 595 amino acids.
CCUGCGAAUAUGGACACAAAGAGCGUAGUUCAGAGAGUCCAGCAGCUCAAAGAGCGCCUUAGCCAUGCUCAGGAUCCUAAAAAGAUUUCCAAAGCCCUAAGAAGCUUGCAAGAGCUUGACAUCUCUCUGGAAAUCCUUGUGGAAACUGGGAUUGGGAAAACUGUGAACAGUUUUCGGAAACACUACGACGUGGGAGAUGUUGCAAGAUCAAUUGUUCUUCAAUGGAAGAAGCUGGUUCCUGAAAUUAAAGAACCUCAAGUUGACCAGAAACUGGAAAAGCAUGAUAAAAAGAUUACAGAAGACAAGAAGGUAGCCCAUUCUAUGUCCAGAGAGAAGAAUGAAGGUGUAUCAAAAGCUAGCAAUCAAACUAAGUCAUCUAAGUCAGAAGAAAGCAGCACACAAAAAAAGACACACCAACAUAAAGCGAAGUCUGAGAAAACAAUUAAGGUAGAAGGAAAACCCCCUGAUAAAUCAAAGAGUCAUUCUAGCUCUAAAGACAAGGAUUCAAGAAAUUUGGAUGGUGAAAAGAAAAGGUCAGAAAAGCAUUCUUCCUCAACCCCCAUGGAGAAGGAAAAGAAACCUUCCCCAAAAGAGGAAGGCAAACAAUGUGACAAAAACAGUCAGAAUCAAAAGAGCAAAGUUCUAGACAACCAUUUCAAACAAAGCUUAGAGAAGAAUAAAGAUGGAAAAAAUUCUGAUGAAGAUGACUCUGGUGUCCCUACAAUGUCCUUUGAAUCUUACCUUAAUUAUGAUCAAGUUUCAAAUAAAAGGAAAAAGAAACAAUGUUCCUCAAGCGAGCCACCUAGAAAAAUCCAAAUUUGUAAGCAGUAUUGCAAUGUGCAGUUAUCAGUGGUGGAAACUCCACCUGCCUCUGCCAACCCUGUAAGCAUAGAAGUCAAGUUAGAAACCGAUGAUGCUCCUGUGAAGGAGCUCAAGACAAACUCAUUGGCAGAUUUACUCAAUCUUCCACUUCCUAAAGUAUUGCCAGAUUAUUCUGUACUUUCUUCACCACCUCACACCGCUGAUAAUAAACCCUAUGUUCCAGAUGCUUUGGCCAACACUGGAUGUGAAUCAAAUGGCUUUACUGGACGCAGAUUAAACACUAAAAUGUUGGUGUACUCCGGAUCAAAGACCAUUUACCUUCCAAAGAUGCUUACAUUAUAUGAACAAUGUAUACGUGUUCUUCAAAAUAAUGUUGACUCCAUCCAAGAGGUUGGUGGAGUACCAUUUGAAAUCCUAAUGCCUGUUCUUGAGCGCUGUACUCCAGAACAGCUAAGCCGGAUUGAAGAAUGCAAUUCGGCCUUCAUUGAAGACUCUGGGGACUUAUGGAAAAAGCACUGUGAAAGGGACUUCAGAGGCCAAAAGCUUCUUGAAUAUGAGUCAUGGCGUGAGAUGUACAUAAGACUUUUCACAGAGAGAGAGGAAAAGUUAAGGAUGAUAACUCAAAACAUCAGUUCUGCUCAUUCUGGAAAACCAAAAGGUCGCCAAGUAAAACUGGCUUAUAUACACGGUGUAGCAAAACCUCCUCAUUACAUUCGUCGAAAGCAAGAGAUCCAUGGAACAGCUGGACUUAUUCUACCACCUCAUCCUCCAGAUAAAUACAAACUGCAAAAAUUUGAACACAGGGACAAGUCCAUCCCCCCAACCAAUCAAAGCACAUCUACAAACAGUGGACUGCCUAUUAAUAAUGGCCAUUCGAGUGGACCAAGUCAAGACCCAAAAAAAACUGUAAAGAGAAUUGCACCAAUGAUGGCAAAAACUAUGCGGGCUUUCCGAAACAGAGUGGGACCAAGAUAAAUGUCUGAAAAUCUAGUUUCAAAAUCAAAUAUUUCAGUUGCUUUUUCUUUGUUUUUUUUCUUUUUCUUUCAUACCAAGCUUAUCUAUCAAUUCAGUGCUUCGGUAAUCUGUGUAUACAAUAAUUUAUACAAUUAAUAAAGUAUCGAAGA